AUGGCUAAAUCUUUAGCGACAAAUAUCCUAGCUUGCUUUCUAGCCUAUCUUUUAACACCUGUUCUAGCUGAUAAUAACGUUGUUGAAACCGAUAAAGGUUUAAUCCGUGGAAAGGAAGAUGUCGUCUUAGGCAAGACCAUUUAUCAGUUUUUAGGAGUUCCAUAUGCAGAACCACCGAUCGGAGCAAGACGUUUCAAGCGAGCUGUUCCAAUUCAAUCUAAAUGGGAGAAAACGCGAGAAAGUAUCCAAUUUCAAGCGUCUUGUCCUCAGCAGCGCUUGGAGGCUGCAUUUUUCGAGAGAACGGAUCCUAAUGAUCCUUCUUGGCAAUUAAAUGAAGACUGUCUAUACCUUAAUAUAAUGACACCUUCAUUAAAAUCAUCCGAUAAAUUGCCGGUUAUUUUCUGGAUCCAUGGAGGUAGUUUGAGAGUUGGCAACGCGGCUUGGUGGCAUGGUCAAACACUUGCAUCUCAAGAGAAUGUAGUGGUAGUCAGUAUUAACUACCGAUUAGGUUCACUUGGCUUCCUAACAGUUCAAGAUUCCGACGGAAAUACAGUUAUUGAUGCUAAUAUUGGCUUAUUAGAUCAGCAUUUGGCUUUAACUUGGGUACGCGAUAACAUUGCUGCAUUUGGAGGCGAUCCAACGAAUGUUGUUAUAGCAGGCCAUUCUGCGGGUUCUAUUUCUGCCACUUAUCAUAUGAUAUCGCCUCAAAGUCGGGGUUUAUUUCGAAGUGCCGCUUUAUAUGGAGGUACAUGCUUGUUAAAGGACGUCUAUUAUACAAAAUGGUCCGAUUCUAAUCGUGUUUUUGACCUCUUUCGAUCAAAGACCUCAUGCAAUGACAGCCAUUUCACUCCUCAACAAUCUCUCGAAUGUUUACAAAAAUUGAGCACUGAAGAUCUAUUAACUGCUCAGCAUCAAGCAUCUAUGGCUGCUAUUUAUCCUUUUAGGCCAAUUGUUGAUUCCUACUUCCUACCAGAUGAUCCAGCCCUUCUAAUAUCUCAAGGCUCCUUUAACCCAGUCAACGUUAUCAUUGGUACCACUGCCAACGAUGGUGCUGUAUUUAGCGCUACUAUACCAGGUUACGAACAAGGUUUUCCAGGCGUACUAUUAAAUCAAAUGGUUUAUGGAUUCUAUCAUAGUUAUCCAGACGAGAUUCGGUCCCUUAUAGUUCAUCAUUACACUGAUUACUCUCUUCCUAAUGACUUGAUUAAAAAUCGACAAAUGGUGGAUCAAUUUCUAACAGAAGCACUGUUUCAAGCGCCUGUUGAUGAAUUGGCAAUUCAAUUAGCUAAACGAGGUUAUCCUGCUUUCGUCUUUAUAUUUGAUCAAAAGACAGAACAAUCAGCUUAUUAUCCAUCCUACAGUGGAGUUAUACAUCAGAUGGAGAUACCUUACAUUUACGGUUAUCCACUACAUCAUCCAGAUUACGUUAAAGAUAAUUAUACUGAAGACGAUCGGCAAGUUAGCAUCAACAUGAUGAAAAUAAUUGGUGGUCUAGCUCGAAAUGGGAAACCUGAAGUUGAUGUAGACUGGCAGCCUUAUUCAUCCAGUAACAAAUCUUACUUGCAUAUUAAAAAUCCAUUGAAAAUUGAGAAGAAUUACCUCCCUCAAGCAACUACAUUUUGGAAUAAAGUGAUUCCAUCUCUUAUAGACCGAAGUGAUUCAGACGCGCAAAUGUCUUUCAUAAAAUGUCAACUGGGAAAUGAUAAAUUACGAAAGGAAAAUAGAAACUAUUUUUACAUUACUGUUGGAUCACUGGCAUUUUCAUUUAGUAUUAUUUUGUUAGUUCAGUAUUUAAACAAAGACAAAAACAAACAAGAUUAA
Trichoplax adhaerens is the source of this 1821-nucleotide messenger RNA. RefSeq lists its product as uncharacterized. Gene Ontology annotation, molecular function: acetylcholinesterase activity. Lineage: Eukaryota; Metazoa; Placozoa; Uniplacotomia; Trichoplacea; Trichoplacidae. Gene Ontology annotation, cellular component: plasma membrane. Gene Ontology annotation, biological process: acetylcholine catabolic process; choline metabolic process. The transcript has 2 exons. The coding region runs from base 1 to 1821 and encodes 606 amino acids. The record is from RefSeq and is a predicted model, not a curated record.